AUGUUCUACAACCGGUACGUGGCCAUCUGCAAACCCCUGCACUACGGGACCCUCUUGGGCAGCAGAGCUUGUGUCCACGUGGCAGCACCUGCCUGGGGCACUGGGUUUCUCACUGCUCUGCUGCACACAGCCAAUAAAUUUUCAGUGCCCCUCUGCCAGGGCAAUGCCCUGGACCAGUUCUUCUGUGAAAUCCCCCAGAUCCUCAAGCUCUCCUGCUCACACUCCUAUCUCAGGGAUUUUGGGCUUAUCCUGGUCAGUGCUUGUAUUCUUUUUGGCUGUUUUGUUUUCAUAGUGGUGUCAUAUGUGGAGAUCUUCAGGGCUGUGCUGAGGGUACCCUCUGAGCAGGGAAGGCACAAAGCCUAUCCCACGUGCCUCCCUCACCUGGCUGUGGCCUCCUGGUUCAUCAGCACUUGCAUUUUAGCCUACCUGAAGCCCCCCUCCAUCUCCUCCCCAUCCUUGGAUCUGGUGGUGUCAGUUCUGUACUCAGUGGUUCCUCCAGCAGUGAAUCCCCUCAUCUGCAGCAUGAGGAACCAGGAGCUCAAGGGUUCUCUGAGAACACUGAUUACUUAUGCUUUUCAACAGCCAUACACUUCCUGCCUUCAUCUUUAA
Molecule: messenger RNA, 609 nt
Organism: Calypte anna (Anna's hummingbird)
Lineage: Eukaryota; Metazoa; Chordata; Aves; Apodiformes; Trochilidae
Product: olfactory receptor 14J1-like
Exons: 1
Coding region: 1-609 (202 amino acids)
Biological process (GO): G protein-coupled receptor signaling pathway
Cellular component (GO): membrane
Molecular function (GO): olfactory receptor activity
Source: RefSeq, a predicted model, not a curated record